Cygnus atratus (black swan) is the source of this 996-nucleotide messenger RNA. Its product is annotated as serum response factor-like. The record is from RefSeq and is a predicted model, not a curated record. Gene Ontology annotation, biological process: positive regulation of transcription by RNA polymerase II. Gene Ontology annotation, molecular function: protein dimerization activity; serum response element binding; DNA-binding transcription factor activity, RNA polymerase II-specific. The transcript has 4 exons. Lineage: Eukaryota; Metazoa; Chordata; Aves; Anseriformes; Anatidae. Bases 1 to 996 code for a protein of 331 amino acids.
AUGUUACCGAGCCAGGCCGCGGCCGGCAACGGGGCCGCCGCUGCCGCCGCUGCCCUGGCCCGCGGCUCGGCGCUGGGCCGCUCGGCGGUGCCCCGCGGGGCGAACGGCGGCGGCACCGGGGGAGGAGCGGCGGGGCCGCCGGGCGGGCGGCUGGAGCGGGAGGCGCUGUACAGCGGCAGCGAGGGCGACUCGGAGUCGGCGGAGGACGAGGAGCUGGGCGGCGGGGAGCGGCGCGGCAUCAAGCGGGGCCUGGCGGAGGCGGCGGCGGCGGGGCCCGCGGUGGGCCCGGGAGCGGCGGCGGGCUCCGGGUACGGAGCGGGAGGAGGCGGCGGCGGCGGAGGAGGAGGAGGAGGAGGAGGAGGGGGCGGCGGGGCCGUGAGCGGAGCCAAGCCCGGCAAGAAGACGCGGGGCCGGGUGAAGAUCAAGAUGGAGUUCAUCGACAACAAGCUGCGGCGCUACACCACCUUCAGCAAGAGGAAGACCGGCAUCAUGAAGAAGGCCUACGAGCUGUCCACGCUGACGGGCACCCAGGUGCUGCUGCUGGUGGCCAGCGAGACGGGCCAUGUGUACACGUUCGCCACGCGGAAGCUGCAGCCCAUGAUCACCAGCGAGACGGGCAAGGCGCUGAUCCAGACGUGCCUCAACUCCCCCGACUCGCCCCCGCGCUCCGACCCCACCACCGACCAGCGCAUGAGUGCCACGGGCUUCGAGGAGACCGACCUCACCUACCAGGUGUCCGAGUCGGACAGCAGCGGGGAGACCAAGGACGCGCUGAAACCAGUUUUCACCGUCACCAACCUGCCGGGGACGACGUCCACCAUCCAGACGGCCCCCACCACCUCGACCUCCAUGCAGGCCAGCAGCAGCCCCUCGUUCCCCAUCACGAAUGUCCGAAUUACCGGCACAGACAGAUCGGAGGGAGUUUCUCCUAGGCAGCUGCUGCAGGUGCCAAUGGGGCACACACUUAGUCUGGAGGAGGCCAAAGCUGCUCCAUGA